Molecule: messenger RNA, 881 nt
Organism: Cylas formicarius (sweet potato weevil)
Lineage: Eukaryota; Metazoa; Arthropoda; Insecta; Coleoptera; Brentidae
Exons: 4
Coding region: 69-881 (270 amino acids)
Source: RefSeq, a predicted model, not a curated record
AUCCCUUAAACCUAACCUUUCUGAAUAUUUUCAUUACCUAUAAAAAUUUGUGUCGGCGUAACUUAACAAUGAAUCGUAGAAGUAAACGUAUCUUGGAUCUAGCUCGAGACAAGAGCCUAGCAGAUAUGACUCCUUCAAGCUCGGAUAAUAGCCAAAUAAUUUCCGAUUCGGAAUAUAAAUUACCAGAAGAAUCCGAAGCAGAAAGUUCGUGGGAAUGUGGAUACAGAGAAAGUGAUUUUUUUUUGGAUAGCCCUAUUGAACUGCGUCAAGAAUUGCCCGACAGUACAUAUACUACGAUGCAAACAAUACAACCAGGUUUACCUCCCGAAGAAAAUAAUAGCGUUGACCACAAUUACUGUGUCAGUCUCAGACAAAAUGACAAUCUGGAUUCCGAAGUUAAAACACCUGGAAAAACUCGACGUGUUAGGAGAAAACAUCAAUGCCUAUAUUGUAAUCAAGAUGUCGGAAAUUUCUUAAGGCACAUGGAGCGUAAUCACUGGGACGAAUUCCAAGUACAGGAAAUUUUGUCGCUAGAGAAGAAAUCUAAGAAACGGAUUAAGUUGAUUGAUAAACUUCGUAGGGAAGACGACGUUUACCAAACCGCUAAAGUGAGCAAGUUAUUAUUACUUUCACAAAACAGUGCGUUAUUUGAAAAGAACAAAGGGAAACCUCUGAGUGAAAUAGAAUUAAGUGAUGAGAUCAUAGACGAAAGUGAUGACAAUUAUUUAGAAGAUUUUUACGAAAAUGUGUUAGAAAAUCAAAACCCGAAUCAAUUGAAAAAUCAGGAUCAGGUUCCUGCCUUUGGUGUAGCAGACAUUCCUAGAGAAAAAAAAACGGAAACCUGGGUUCACGUCAACUGUAAAGCGCCUUCUAGGUUCUAA